Messenger RNA from Phialemonium atrogriseum, 2353 nucleotides. RefSeq lists its product as uncharacterized. Bases 159 to 2207 code for a protein of 682 amino acids. Gene Ontology annotation, biological process: spliceosomal complex assembly; mRNA splicing, via spliceosome. Gene Ontology annotation, cellular component: Prp19 complex; precatalytic spliceosome; U2-type catalytic step 2 spliceosome. Gene Ontology annotation, molecular function: protein binding. NCBI's taxonomy places the organism in Eukaryota, Fungi, Ascomycota, Sordariomycetes, Cephalothecales, Cephalothecaceae. The transcript has a single exon. The record is from RefSeq and is a predicted model, not a curated record.
ACAGUUUGCCUUUGGAAGGCUCGGCGGUCACGUGUACCAAAAAGUUUCGAAGAAGGGACUAUCCGUCUGCGAAGCCAGUUCACUUUUAAGUAAAGAUCGCGCCCUCCAAAACCACAGAAGAUCAAAUCGAAGCGGGCGACAAGGACAUUUCCGCCAGGAUGGAAUCCUCCCGCGGGCCCCCCCGGGUCAAGAACAAGGCGGCGGCGCCCGUCCAGAUUUCCGCCGAGCAGCUUCUGCGCGAGGCCGUCGACCGGCAGGAGGUGGCCCUCCAGGCGCCGACGCAGCGGUUCGCCGACCUCGAGGAGCUGCACGAGUUCCAGGGCCGCAAGAGGCGCGGGUUUGAGGACUACGUCCGCCGCAACCGCGUGAGGCUCGAUAACUGGCUGAGCUACGCGCAAUGGGAGCUAGAGCAGAAGGAGUUUGCGCGCGCGCGCUCCGUCUUCGAGCGCGCCCUCGACGUGCACCCGAAUAAUGUCCAGCUGUGGAUCAGAUACGUCGAGUCCGAGAUCAAGAACCGCAACAUCAACCAUGCCCGCAACCUCCUGGACCGGGCCGUCACCCGGCUCCCCAGGAUCGACAAGCUCUGGUACAAAUACCUGUACGUGGAGGAGAUGCUGGGCAACAUCCCCGGCACGAGGCAGGUUUUCGAUCGGUGGAUGAAGUGGGAGCCAAAUGAGCAGGCUUGGAGCGCGUACAUCCGCCUGGAGAAGAGGUAUGGCGAGUUCGACCGGGCUAGAGACAUCUUCAGGGCCUUCACCAUGGUCCAUCCGGAGCCGAGGAACUGGAUCAAGUGGGCCAAGUUUGAGGAAGAGUUCGGAACCAGCGACUUGGUGAGGGAGGUCUUCCAGACCGCCAUCGAAUCGCUGGGAGAUGAGUUCGUCGACGAAAGACUCUUCAUCGCCUACGCGAGAUACGAGGCGAAGCUCAAGGACUAUGAGCGGGCUCGGGCGAUCUACAAGUUUGGCCUUGAUAACCUCCCGCGGUCCAAGUCGAUGCUCCUGCACAAAGAAUACACCACCUUUGAGAAGCAAUUCGGCGAUAAGGAAGGGGUCGAGGACGUCAUCCUCUCGAAGCGACGGCGUCAGUACGAGGAGCAGGUAAAGGAGAAUCCCAAGAGCUACGACAUGUGGUUCGACUAUGCCCGCUUGGAGGAGACAUCUGGGGACGUGGACCGCAUCCGGGACACGUACGAAAAAGCUGUGGCGCAGGUGCCACCAACCCAAGAGAAGCGGCAUUGGAGGCGGUAUAUCUACCUGUGGAUAUUCUACGCCGUAUGGGAGGAAAUGGAAGCCAAGAACGUCGAGAGGGCACGCCAGAUCUACGACACCUGCCUCGGACUCAUCCCGCACAAGAAGUUUACCUUCGCCAAGGUCUGGCUCCACAAGGCCUACUUCGAGAUCCGCCAGGCUGAGUUAACCGCGGCCCGCAAGACGCUCGGGCGGGCGAUAGGCAUGUGCCCCAAGGACAAGAUCUUCAAGGGAUAUAUCGAACUCGAGCAGAAGCUGUACGAGUUCGAGAGAUGCCGGACACUGUACGAGAAGCAUAUCACGUAUAACCCAUCAAAUUGCCAAACCUGGAUCAAGUGGGCCGAAUUGGAGAGAGGUCUGGACGACCUCGACCGGACCCGCGGCAUCUUCGAGCUGGGCAUCAGCCAGCCGGUCCUCGACAUGCCCGAGGUCGUAUGGAAAGCCUACAUCGACUUCGAGGAGGAGGAAGGUGAGUACGACAAGACGAGGUCCCUGUACGAGCGCCUUCUGGAGAGGGCCGACCACCCCAAGGUCUGGAUCAGCUACGCGCAGUUCGAGAUCAACAUUCCCGAGGCCGAAGCGGAAGGGGCCGAGGGCGCGGAGGAGGAAGACGAGGAGGAGCGGCCGGUCAGCGAGGAGGCCAAGGCGCGGGCUCGGAAGAUCUUCGAGCGCGCGCACCAGAGCAUGAAGGACCGCGAGCUCAAGGCAGAGCGGGUGUCGCUGCUCAACGCCUGGCUAGCCUUCGAGCGCACACACGGCUCGGCCGAGGACAUCGGCAAGCUCGAGGCGCAGAUGCCGCGCCGGACCAAGAAGAAGCGCAGGCUCGAGGACGACUCGUGGGAGGAGUACGUCGACUACGUCUUCCCGGCCGACGACCAGCAGACCAAGAAUCUGUCCAACCUCCUGGCCAUUGCGCAGGCCUGGAAGCAGACGGGGGGGAACAUUGCUGGGGAUGCUUAGUCGCGACCAAAUGGCUUUUUCUUUCUUUUCUUUUUCUUUUUUUAGACGUCGUUCCUAUCAUUGCAAGCCCCGUGGUUCAGGCGAUGACUACUGCUCCUGGCUGGGGGCAUUGGUUCAUGAUGGAUGAUGCGGCUGGGAAAGCUCAU